Molecule: messenger RNA, 636 nt
Organism: Cylindrotheca closterium
Lineage: Eukaryota; Bacillariophyta; Bacillariophyceae; Bacillariales; Bacillariaceae
Source: the annotation of a GenBank genome assembly
AUGAAGUUUUCUUCUCUCUCAAACACCUUCCUCUUGUCACCAGAGGUGGCAAGAGAAACUGCAUUGGGGUUUCUCACAGGCGUUCAUCCAGAGGGGGGGCAGCCAGCCAAAUGGCAAGAAGAGAUGUUCACAGCUCACUAUGGAAGUUCUUUGCUUGUCAUCGCAAACCAAUGGUUCAAUCUUUGUCACACCAACAUUGAAGAAGCGAAGCUCACAGCAAAGGAGGAGACUGCUGAAGGUUUCAAGCGAUUUAUGAUGGCCCACUUUUUUAUGUGGCAGUACCCAAAGAACGCUCCAACCUUUGGAUCGCGAUUUGGAGUUUGUGAACGUUUGUCUUGUGGCGACCCUGUUUUUCAUUGGGUGAACAAGAUCGCAGCUUUGCAUGAAAAGCUUAUAGUGUGGAAGAAGAACCUCGAUUCCACCUUGACCCAAACACUUGUGAUAAGCAUUGAUGGAGUCAACUGCCGAACAUGGGAGAAAUCGAACGAGCGCUACAAUAUGGACACACAAGAGUGUUCACACAAUUUCAAUCAUGGGGCUGUGAAAUAUGAGGUCGCAAUGUCCCUUCUUGAGCCACAGCGUGCCUGGAUCAGUGGGCCGCAUAAGGGAGGGAAACACGAUCUUACGAUCUUUUGA